AUGAACGGGACUAAAUACCGCAGACGCUCAAAUCUGUUAAAACAGAUGGAGCACAAGCUUAUAAUCUCUAAUAGUAAGCACUACUCCCUCCGCCACUUUGGACAUGACCAUCGUCUGUAUGCAUGCAUGACCCGAUUCAUGACUGGACAUUUCCCACAUGGAGACUUCCACAACAAAAUGAAUCUUGACAGUUCUUGCUUAUGCACAUGUGCAGACAUCCAUGAAUCACAAGACCACAUUCUAUAUGAAUGUCCGUACUGGAUCAGACCACAAGGUAUCAGGCCGCCUAAACGGGUAUCAGACCAGGUGCGCAUAGAGCUCAUAUCUGCGGGGAAACAGCUGGAGCUCCAAAAUAAAGAACAGCAGGUGUCAAUUGAUGACAUUCAAGACUUUCUGUCACUCAACCUGUUAGUAGGCACAUUCAAGUGGCAAGACUUAAUGGAACACUUACGAUCAGAUGUGUUCCCUGAACAUGAGAGAGAUGCCCCAGGGUGGCAAUUCCAUCUAACAUACUUAGCCUUUGAUGCCCUGGUCCUUCAGCGACCGGCCCUUUUCAAAAAAUACCACCGAGAGACUCGCAAGAGGAGAACGCCGCCCACAUUCCUGCAAUGGCUCUUCUCACAAAAACGAUGGCUCAUCAAACAUGUCUGGGCCAAAUACAAACGCAUGCACCCUGGCACACAAGCGCAGUUCCAGGACGUUGCGCCAGACUGGCUGAAGUCAGUCAUGACUGCAGCCCGAGUACCUCUCAAACCAGAAAGUUACAAAGAAGGCAAAGACAAGACCUCCGACUGGAAACAGGAUGGCCAAACAGACAUUGCCGAGUUUGUAUCUUCAACCGUGGGAUCCCCUGCAUCCAAGGACCUAAUUUUAUUACCAGACAUCAAUAGCAGGAAGGAGGUAGCCCCUGACAAGCAUGUAGACCGUUCCACGGACACAUUGCCAAGCCUGCCGCCACAACACGGACCACUAAACCCUCUCUUUUCUUAA
Messenger RNA from Phanerochaete carnosa HHB-10118-sp, 990 nucleotides. RefSeq lists its product as uncharacterized. The record is from RefSeq and is a predicted model, not a curated record. The transcript has a single exon. NCBI's taxonomy places the organism in Eukaryota, Fungi, Basidiomycota, Agaricomycetes, Polyporales, Phanerochaetaceae. The coding region runs from base 1 to 990 and encodes 329 amino acids.